AUGGUUCCAUACUUUACUGGCCGCCAGAAGGAGUGCAAAGAAAUCACUGGUCACGUAACUUCUGGAUCCACCCGAAUCGUGUCGAUCUGGGGUUCGCCAGGAUUCGGAAAAACGUCGGUUGCAAUCGACGUGGGACAUCAUCUCCAUUCUCAAGGAAUGCCUGUCUACUACCUCUCCUUACGAGGACUUCAGUCAAAAGCUGAUCUGGCAUCAAAGCUUCUUAGCCUUUUCAGACCACCUGUCGCAAGGGAUGAACAAAACCAACUGCGUCUUUCAAGCGAUGAUGAGGUUUGCUAUCUUCUCAGCGGAAUAUCAGAUAAUUUUACAAUAAUUCUUGAUAAUGCUGAUGAGUUAUUAAGUGAGGAGGCGGAUAUGAAAGUAAAUUUCCUUAAAGACAUUCUCAGACGAACCGAGAAAGUGACAUUCGUAAUAACCACGAGGGAAUCUUUAGAAUCUAUCAAUGUGCAAUUCUCAGGUUACCAGGCUGUGAGAAUAGGUCCAUUAGACGAGUCCUCUUCCCUAGAAAUGGUUCAGAAAUUACUCCCAAAAGCAACGGACUCUGACUGCAGACGAGCGGCGCAAAUCUGUGGGCAUGCACCUUUGGCUAUAAGGAUAAUGUGUGGCGCUUUUUCUGGAGAUGAUGUUGAACCGAGUCAAUCUCUGAGUGACUUUCUCAAUGCCCUAGAAAGUAAGAAUAUCUUGGAUAUGUUGGACAAUCCAGAUUAUUUAAACGAUCUGAGAUUGAAACACCUAUUGGAAUCUUCUUUUCGGAGACUCCCUGCUCAGGAAAAAGAAGCCCUUGUGUCCUUGAGUGUUCUUCCAGCAAGUUUCGAUGUAACUAUUGCUGCAGCUGUUCUGGGUAUAUCGGAAAUGCCGCUGGCAAAGAGGGUAUUGCUUUAUCUUCGGAGAAAAUCAUUUCUUGAUUCAAGUACCAAGCACGGGUCGUUCUCAAUGCAUCAGCUAAUUCGUUCGUUUGCAAACCAAAGGGAAGAGCAUGAAAUGAAAGAAACGAUUCUAAGAUCAAGAACCCGUUUGUGUGCAUUUUACGUCUCCCGAUUCGAGAAGCUAAAUGAGAAGUUCUUGACAAGUGAUUCCAUGUCGGCAUUUAUUGACUUCUAUGAAGAUGAACAAAGUAUAACUCAAAGUUUAAAAGAGGGCUGUUCGGACUCUAAAACAGCUAACAGCGUGUUUGAGGUGUUGGUGAAAGCUGAGCUCUUUCUGUACUCAGUUUACUGGAGAGAUAGAUCCAAAUUUGACAAGAUUUACGACUCAGCUCUAGAAAUGGCUAGGAAGCUCGAAGAAAAUGUGUUCUAUAGGCAACUGCUUGUUUCCAAGGCUUUGUAUCAGGUAACUUGGGGCAAAAGAGGAAACACGAUGCAGCUGCUCUCUGAAGCGAGGAAUCUUGAAGAGUCAUGUUCUCCCGUCUCAGAUGAUGACAAAGGAAAGCGAUUGUGUUAUAGCGGCAUCUAUCAACUGGUUAACGGCCAAACAGAAACUGGAAUUCAAUCCUUAGAAGAGGCUGUUUCUUUAAUGAGUGGCACCCCCGAGAAACCUAUUCUCAAAAAUAUUGCUUUUGAGAUCCUUGCUACCUAUCAUGGCUACAAAAAUAACUCCUCUGGAAUGUCAAAGUUCGUCAGCAAAUCAUUUCAGGAAUGCCAGUCACCUGUAAUAACACAACUUCCUCUUAUUCCUCCAAUGGAAAGCACAGGAAAGAAAACUGAAGAAAAAGGAAUGACACAACAGCCUCUAAAAUUAGAAAUUAUUUCUCUUGUGAGUGAUGCAGCAAAACAUUUAAUGGACACUGAAACCAAGCGAUGCAUAAUCGACGCAGUGCAAGACAUAACAAAUGACAUCAGAAAAACCCCAAUCCAAAGUUCACUUGGUUCAUUUAUUUUCCAGUGCAAUGCCAAUAUCACGCUACAGUGUGUUAUGAGCAAAGAUGAAGGCGCAGACGAAACGCCCCAAGGAAGAAUUAUCAGUUGUCACGAAACGGCAGUCAAUCUACGCAAGUGCCCCAGGACAGCUCCAGCUAAACGAAAAAGCACUCCUAACAAAGAAAUCAGGCCAAGACCAUUUCAGGCUACACUACGGUCACGUAGGCCUGUAAAAGCGGAUAGCCAACAACCUUCCAGACUAGCUGAAAAUACACAACAGAAAAAAAGCCACCUUACAUGCAUUUCAACAACUCAGGCUAAACAGCAAGGUCAUGACUCAAAACUUAUUAAAGAGACUGGAAAAGAACAUUCAAACAUAGCUGGCAGUAACCGUUUACCGUGGAACGCGCAACAUGAACAAGGCGACUUUUCCUCAGCUCUUCAGUCUGUACAGCAUGCAUUGGAUAUCAGACUUAAAGUGCUGGGAGAAGACCACUCGAUCACAGCUGACAGUUACCAUUCACUCGGGAUCACACAACAUAAACAAGGGAACUUCUUCUUAGCUCUUCAGUCUAAACAGCGUGCACUGGAUAUUAGGCAUAAACUAUUUGGAGAAAAACACUCAAGCACAGCUGACAGUUACCAUUCACUCGGGAUCACGCAACAUGCACUAGGCGACUUUUCUUCAGCUCUUCAGUCUAAACAGCGUGCUCUUGAUAUCAAGCUUAAACUGUAUGGAAAACAACACUCAAGCACAGCUGUCAGUUACCAUUCACAGUCAAGCAGAGCUCACAGUUGUCACUCACUCGCGCUAACACAAUAUAAACUGGGCAAUUUUUCCUCAGCUCUUCAAUCUGCACAGCGUGUACUGGAUAUUCGGCUUAAACUGUUUGGAGAAGAACACUCAAGCACAGCUGACAGUUACUAUUUACUCGGGAUCACGCAACUUGAACUAGAGGACUUUUCCUCAGCUCUUCACUCUGCACAGCACGCACUGGAUAUUAGGCUUAAACUGUUUGGAAAAGAACACUCAAGCACAGCUGACAGUUACCAUUUACUCGGGGCCAUACAAUAUGCACAAGGCGACUUUACCUCAGCUCUUCAGUCUGCACAGCGUGCACUGGAUAUCAGGGGUAAACUGUUUGGAGAAGAACACUCAAGCACAGCUGACAGUUACCAUUCACUUUGGGACAAUCAACAUAACUUGGGCGACUUUUCCUCAGCUCUUUAGUCUACACAGCGUGCACUGGAUAUCAGGCGUAAACUGUUUGGAGAAAAACACUCAAGCACAGCUGACAGUUACUAUUCACUGGGGAUCACACGACAUAAACUAUGUUUGUUUUGUUUUGUUUUGUUUUGUUUUUUUCUGGAAAGUACGUUUUGUGCUCUUUUAAAUGAGAUAUAGUGAGCUGCCUUGCUGUAAAUAUUUCAGGUGGUAAGAUAUUGAAUAAAGAAUACGAUUUGUUCAA
This is a messenger RNA of Orbicella faveolata, 3343 nucleotides long. RefSeq lists its product as uncharacterized. Lineage: Eukaryota; Metazoa; Cnidaria; Anthozoa; Scleractinia; Merulinidae. The record is from RefSeq and is a predicted model, not a curated record.